AUGUCUCAAGCCCUAAUUAAGGGAUUGCGAAAGUACUGGUUGAAAGGUGAGAAAGCAGGGAGUUCGGAAGUAAUGGCCAUCCUGCCCGGAUUUCCUGACAAUGUCAGAACAAAUGAAAAAGGUGAAUUUUGGGUAGCUAUCCACUGUCGUCGGACCAUGUAUGCUUAUCUGAGCUCUUUGUACCCCAAAAUUCGGAAAUUCUUGCUGAAGCUCCCAAUUCCAGCCAAGAUUCAUUACCUGAUCCAUAUUGGGGGGCGGCCCCAUGCAGUAGUUGUAAAGUAUAGCCCAGAGGGUAAGCUUUUACAGAUAUUGGAAGACAGUCAAGGGAUAGUCGUAAAAGCAGUUAGCGAAGUGGAAGAAAAAGAUGGGAAGCUGUGGAUGGGUAGCGUCCUGAUGCCUUUUGUAGCAGUUUACCAAUUGGACUGA
Ilex paraguariensis (yerba mate) is the source of this 426-nucleotide messenger RNA. NCBI's taxonomy places the organism in Eukaryota, Viridiplantae, Streptophyta, Magnoliopsida, Aquifoliales, Aquifoliaceae. The record is from the annotation of a GenBank genome assembly.